AUGAGUGAAAUUUUAAGAAAUACAUUGCGACUUGUUGGCACAGCAAAAUAUGCUACAAAUAAUUCAACAAAAUAUCUACGAUCUAUAACAGUUACAACUAAUCGUUUAAAUCAUUCAUUGCAAUCUCCAGGACCAUUAACCAAUGUUUGGACAACCAUACGGGCUGCUGGAAAGACACUUUUACCAACAUUUAAUGAUGAUAGAAUAAAAACAUCAAGUAUUGGUGAUUUUGAGGUAUCACUUAGUGAUAGUAAUGUAAAUGUAAAAGUGAUGUCAGACAAAAAUAUUAGAAAUUUAAUUUGGCCUCCCACAUUCAGCACUGAAUUUAACGGGAAAUCAAUUAAACCUGAAAGCAAUAAAAAUAGUGAUAUAGAAAGAUCAUUUAACGUGGGUGUUUGUAAUUCAUUACUUCAUGGGGCUGAAUUAAAAUUAAAAUUAAUCGAUAGUGGAAAAACUUUUAUUUUGAAACACGAAAUUCAUGUUAAAGCUUUCCAAAAAUCACCUAAACCUGUAAAAGGUGGUUACAAGCGUAUUGCACCAAAACUUGAUGACAGAUUUGUAUAUUCUAAUGCUAAAAUAAUAUCAAAAGUAAAAGGGUUGGAACCUAAAGAACGGGAAUUCAAAGCUGCAAAUAAUCUGCUUUCCAACAAAUUUGUAGAGUCACCAAAAGAAAGUCAAGAUAAAAUAACUGAUGGUCCAGAUGAGUCCGGAAAAAUGAAACUACAAAUUCCAAUGACUGUGUUACUUGAAGGAGCUUCAUACAAAAUGAAAAUAAAAGAUUCUGAUGAUUACUUCACUAUCUAUCACACAGUUAUGAUUGAAGCUAUGACUAACCCUGUUGACACUAAGGAAAUUUAUUUUUUAAAGCCCUUCAAACCCGCUCAUAUCCUUCGAGUGAUACUUUCGAGUGGAGAUAUAAAGAUUAAAACGGCCAAGUCUGCUAAGCAAACUGCAAUCUUCAAUCAAAAAGUCGACAUUGUAAUUGACGUAGGAAGUCAAAUACCAAGUAUUCUUGUUUCGCCUUUAGUAGAAACACUCGUGUAUGAAUAA
This is a messenger RNA of Aphidius gifuensis, 1050 nucleotides long. RefSeq lists its product as uncharacterized. The transcript has 8 exons. The record is from RefSeq and is a predicted model, not a curated record. Bases 1 to 1050 code for a protein of 349 amino acids. NCBI's taxonomy places the organism in Eukaryota, Metazoa, Arthropoda, Insecta, Hymenoptera, Braconidae.